Phytophthora nicotianae INRA-310 is the source of this 1073-nucleotide messenger RNA. RefSeq lists its product as hypothetical. Lineage: Eukaryota; Oomycota; Peronosporomycetes; Peronosporales; Peronosporaceae. The transcript has a single exon. The coding region runs from base 1 to 1044 and encodes 347 amino acids. The record is from RefSeq and is a predicted model, not a curated record.
AUGGUGAACACUAAGAUCCACUGCACCGCGUUAGUUGGAGCUGCUACUCUAUUUCUCAGCGGUGUGAAUGCUCACGGGUAUCUCGGCCAGCCUGCAGUGGCCUUCCCGAACGACGUUGACAAGACUCAAUUCAUCGCUACGAUCGAGGCCAGCGCUUCAGGAUUGUCAGGAUCGUUCAGCGGGUCACCCACGGCAAACACAGAAGCCUUCUGGACGGCCUUCAAGUCGAGCAAAUUCACGUCGAUCAAGGAAUUCGUGACGGAUUUGGGCCAGGUCGUGGCCAUUGGCGCCAAUCUUCAGUGUGGCCUCACCAAUCCUGACGAAACAGCACAGCCUCUUCCGGACGAGAUCGAAUGGACUCACUCGGACACUGAAGGGUUUACUUCCUCCCAUGAAGGUCCGUGCGAGGCCUGGUGUGACGGCACCCAAGUGUUCCAAGACACAAACUGUGCCGCACACUUCACCACCGCCCCGGCAAAAAUGCCUUACGACAAGGCUGGAUGCUCUGGUGCGAACCGGUUGACGUUCUACUGGCUUGCUCUGCACUCGUCUACAUGGCAAGUCUACGUUAACUGUGCCGCGCUCGAAGGUGGUAGCGGCUCGAACACUCCUUCUGAGUCAAACACCACCACCAGCGGAUCGACGGGGCAGUCGAGCACUCCGACAGUCACCACUGCGACGCCAACAACUAGCACUGCUACUCCUACGGCGACUACAUCUGCCCCAACAGCGUCUGGUAGUGUUGGCAAUGAAGCAGAAGAAGACUGCGACUCUCUCGAUGUUGCUGGGAGUGACGAGGAGGAUGGUGGAUCUCUUGAUGUGGCUGGCAGUGACGGCGGCGAGGUCGGUGGUGACGCAGAAACGAUUGAAGAAGACUGCGGCUCACUGGAUGUUGCUGGCACUAAGGACGAGGACUGUGGAUCUCUCGAUGCUGCCGGUAGUGAGGCGGAAGAGGCCACCACCGUCUCGGAAUCGUCGCUGAACUUUGACAACGUCGGUGGUAAUUACAUCAGCGGCAAGGUUCAACCGCAGAAGCAGAACUAGAGCGUGAACGACGCGAAACAUUAUCUGUC